AUGAAUAAUUCCGAAACGGCCGACACUGCCGGCGCUGAGCACUCCAAGACCGGACAAGAUGCGGCGAAGCGGCGCGAGAGCUUCAGCUCCCAGAAUUCGCAAACAGCAAAAGAGUUCAUUGAGAGCCAGAUGCGGCUGGAAGCCGAUGCGCGCGAAGUGAUGCCAUAUUCCUUCGACUCCUGCACGCAAGCCCUCGGGCCCCUCCGCCAGAGCCUCUUCGCCUGCCUGACCUGUAACCCUCCCCCGACGACCGCGGACGAACCGUUCACAGCCGCCGGCGUCUGCUAUUCCUGCUCGAUCGCCUGCCACGGAGAACACACCCUCGUGGAGCUCUUCAACAAACGCAACUUUGUCUGCGACUGUGGCACCACCCGCGUGUCCUCCGGCGCGCCGUGCACCCUCCGAAGCGACCCCAAGACCGGCGCCAAAGGCGUCCGCGCCGAGACACCGCACCCGGGCAAUCACUACAACCAUAACUUCCGGAACAGGUUCUGCGGCUGCGGUGAGGACUACGAUGCCGAAAAGGAGAAGGGGACGAUGUUCCAGUGUCUCGGGCUGGGAACGGCUGAGACCGGCGGCUGUGGUGAGGACUGGUGGCAUCCCGAGUGCCUUAUUGGACUGCCGCGGGAUUGGUACAACAAAGCGAAGAAGGACAGGGAGCGGACGAAUGUCGAUGGGGACGAUGACGAUGAAAUUCCCCUCCCGCCGGGCUUCCCCGCCGAGGAUGACUUCGAGACGUUCUUAUGCUACAAGUGUGUCGAGUCGAAUCCGUGGCUGAAGCGGUACGCCGGCGCGACUGGGUUCCUCCCUCCAGUGUUCAAAGAAGGUGGAUUAUCCUCGGGAUCUACACAACCGGCAGCCUCUGCGGAAGAGCCUUCAGGCGAAGACCAGUCUGCCAAUUCCAAGAAACGCAAGUUGGACGACGACGAGCAUGAAGACCCACGAACGGCGAAACGAGCAAAGGAUGCUGGUGACAACGGCGAGGCAGGCCCUGAACCAGUACCCCAGUCAGAACCUCAGGCCGGAACAGAAUCCAAAGAACAGCCCGCUGUGACCGACAAGCAAGAUUUCAAGCAUAGCGCCCUGCCAACGCCUACGCCGAUGGGGACGUUCUCCCUCUUUGUCAAAGAAGACUUCCGCGACCAUUUCUGUCGCUGCCCAGAGUGCUACCCGAAUCUUUCCCACCACCCGCAGCUGCGCGAGGAAGAGGAAACAUACGAGCCUCCGUUAUCUGAGGACGGCGAAGCAAACGGAGGCGGCAGCACGGGUACCGGAAGUCUCCUGGACCGGGGUGAGGCGGCACUCAGCAACAUCGACCGUGUGCGGGCGAUCGAAGGCGCCAUGGUUUACAACCACCUGCGCGACAAAGUCAAGGAGUUCCUGAAGCCAUUCGCGGAGAGCGGGACUGCAGUCGGCGCGGACGAUAUCAAAUCAUACUUUGAAAAGCUCCGCGGCGACUACGAACCGAUGAAGGACGCCGCAGGUCGGGCCUCUGCCGCGUCUAACAAUGAGAAUAACGAUAACGACGGUGAAAACGGUCGGAGAGAGCAGAGUGGAUACUGA
Aspergillus terreus NIH2624 is the source of this 1563-nucleotide messenger RNA. Its product is annotated as putative metaphase-anaphase transition protein (Mlo2). The record is from RefSeq and is a predicted model, not a curated record. NCBI's taxonomy places the organism in Eukaryota, Fungi, Ascomycota, Eurotiomycetes, Eurotiales, Aspergillaceae. The transcript has 4 exons. Gene Ontology annotation, cellular component: cytoplasm. Bases 1 to 1563 code for a protein of 520 amino acids. Gene Ontology annotation, molecular function: ubiquitin protein ligase activity; zinc ion binding.